UUUUUUAGAGAUUUGUUCAACUUAGGAGAAUUGAGGUUCUCAUCAUGUAAGUUCCACAAUCCAACAAUUUAAAUGGCUAAGGAUGUAGGAAAACAACUGCCCACCAGAAAACAAAUAACUAGCUAGCAAACAAGAGUUCUAACAGGAUAACCCAUCUCAAACAAAUAACCAUCUUAAAUGGCUAAUAAAUAAUUACUUUUAUACUGAAUCAUCUUUGUGAUGAAUGAUUUUCCAGGAAGCUGGCCGCAUCCCGAUCCUGGGUGAAAGAGAGCCGAACCCUAGUGGACGACGGCUACGCGUGGAGGAAGUACGGGCAGAAGAAGAUUCUGGAGUCCGACUUCCCCAGGCACUACUACAGGUGCACUCACAAGUUCGACCAAAAGUGUCCAGCCACCAAGCAGAUCCAGAUGCUCCAAGACCGGCCCAGCCCGCUCUACCGGACCACCUACUCGGCCCACCACACCUGCCACAACAAUACCCUCCACGACUCUUCUUCGCACCAACAUUUCCUGAUGGACUCCGCCGUUGAUUCCACCACCAGCUGCCACCUCAUCAGCUUCAACAACAGUACGACUACCACCACCACCCCUUUCCUGGCGUCAUUCUCCGGAUCCUCCUCGGCACCAACUACUUCUCCUCCAUCGGUAGUGAAGCAGCAACAGGAGUCCUCCUUGAGCGACGCGGCGAGCUCCGGUCGUCAAACCCUAAACCAAAGGGAAGCGGCGGCUGCCUCUGGAUCCUCCAUUCUUAGCACGGCGGCUGAUGAUGAUGAUGAUGAGAAUGAAAAGUACGACAUGAGUUUCAUACAAAUGAUGAUUAUGGAUUCCGUUGAUGACUUCCAAGGGUUAUUGGGUUGAUGCCCUGCUGCAGUCCAGCUCAGCUUGAGAUUGCUUUAUAUAUAUAUGUUGAUGUUUUCGUGAUUUUUGGGGUUUCCUCUUCUGUUUUGGUUCAUUUUGUUGUGAGAAUUUCAACAACAACAAAAAAUAACGGUGGAGGAGGUAGUGUAAUGAGCACUCGAUGGAUCGUGUGCAUACAUGUAAGUGUAACACAGUGAUGUGGCUAGCUAGCUAUUGUUACUCCUUUUUGGUGAGGAGAAGGUAAUGAUUAUGUGUAGAGCGUUACGUACAUUAAUCGUUGAUACAUCUUUUUUCCUAUAUGAUCACAAGUUCCGCUAAGAUCCCACAUUUACAAAUUCAUUUGCAUUGGGCAUGCUUGCUUUCACGAAUUUGAUCUUCAGACUUCGGUUUGCAUUAUUAUGUCUUCCAAUUCAAUAAAGAACUUCCUUUGAA
Molecule: messenger RNA, 1289 nt
Organism: Linum trigynum
Lineage: Eukaryota; Viridiplantae; Streptophyta; Magnoliopsida; Malpighiales; Linaceae
Source: the annotation of a GenBank genome assembly